UAAGAGACAGGUUGUUCAGUUAUUUUACAAAAGACAGACACAGCAAAGUCUGUACGGCCAAAGGACCACGUGACCGGCGCGUGAGGCUCUCAGCUCCAACGGCGAUUCAGUUCUACGAUGGUCAAGAAUGACUCGGACCAAGCAAAGCCGUUGAUUGGCCUCGCUGAGCUUCCUCCGCCGGCGACGAGAAUUCGCGGUGGUUCCGGUGAAGAAACAGAGCAUCAUCAGUUGAGUUUUCUACCGGCGUCUCUUUCAUCGGGAGCUCCUCCGCCGCAUUAUCAUCAGCCACCGUCAGAAGCCACUACACAAAGCCAAGACCUUCCUCUCUUGCUUCACUCCUUCCAAAAGGGUCCUCCUUUCGCUGAUCAAACAGAGCAUGCUCUGUUCUCUGGCCAGAGCAAUCCGUUAAUAUUUGAUUCAUCGACGGCGAGCUCGGAAAGUCAACGGAAUCAUCGACUGGUGACGUGGAACAACGGCGGCGGAGCUGCUGAUUCAGCCGCAAGUGGAGGAGGAGGGUUUAUGUUUGCUUCCCCGCUACAACGACGUCGUUUCAGACAGGUUAUGGCCAAAGUCAGUUUUUUUCUCAAGAGGGGUCCCCUUCAGUCCAUUAACGCACCAAUGCUUCAUGCUUGGUUUGAUCCUUACCAUCACCAUCAUCAAUCCAAUUACUACCUAACAAUCAUCAUCAAUUCAUCAUCACCAUCCUUACCAUAUUCCAGGCAUUAGUGCUGAAUUAUCCGGUUUACGUGUACCAGCCCGGUAUCAGAGCGUACAAAGCCCUCGUCUGCUUCAUCUGAUUCUCGCCAUUGAAACAAGAUCCAAAACAUUAGUUUGGUUACAUUGUGUAAUACGGAAUGUGUGUUUAUGAAUCGAAUGCUUAUGUGUGUUAUCAACAUUUACAUCUUCUUCUUUCUUCCAUGUAACUAAGCCUUUGAUGAUUUGAAUUCAAUUUGGAUCAAUUAAA
Molecule: messenger RNA, 964 nt
Organism: Brassica oleracea var. oleracea
Lineage: Eukaryota; Viridiplantae; Streptophyta; Magnoliopsida; Brassicales; Brassicaceae
Product: transcription factor TCP3-like
Source: RefSeq, a predicted model, not a curated record